AUGGAUUUCGAGAGCUUGAAGAGUCAGGUCAGCAAUCUGACGCUUUACGACCUGAAGGCAGGUGUCCGUAAAGUCCAGAAUGCUGUCAUGAAUUACACCGAGAUGGAGUCCAAGGUCCGAGAAGCCACCAACAACGAGCCUUGGGGAGCAUCCACCACCAUGAUGAACGAGAUUGCCGCUGGAACAUUCAACUAUCAAAUUCUCAACGAGAUUAUGCCCAUGAUCUACAAACGCUUCACAGAAAAGACGGCCGAGGAAUGGCGACAGAUCUACAAGGCUCUCCAACUACUCGAAUUCCUGAUCAAGAACGGCUCCGAGAGGGUCAUCGACGAUGUGCGAUCCCACCUUUCCCUCAUCAAGAUGCUGCGCCAAUUCCAUUACAUCGACCCGAACGGCAAGGACCAGGGCAUCAAUGUCCGCAACCGAUCAAAGGAACUUACCGAACUUCUCAGCGACGUCGACAGGAUUCGGUCUGAGCGUAAGAAGGCAAGACAGAACAAGAACAAGUACAGCGGUGUCGAGGGUGGAGCUGGUCUUGGAGGUUCAAUGUCCACCUCCACCAGCAGAUACGGUGGCUUUGGCAGUGAGUCUGCACCUGGAGGCUACGGUGGAGCUACAAGACAAGUCUACGGUGAUGGUGGUGGCUUCGGAGGUGAGACUGUGCAAGACGACUGGGAGGAGCGCAGUCAGAGCCGCAGCAGAGGUCAGGACAGGUUCGAUGAAUACGACGAGUACGACGAGGGCUCAGCAGCGGCACCACCGAGAAGAAAGGCAGAGUCCUCAAGGACCGGAACCAAGACAUCAACAGCAGCAGCAAAGAAGCCCGAACCUCCAAAGCCAAAGGAGCCAGAGGUUGACCUCUUCGAUUUUGGUGAUGAGCCAGCUUCGCUCGCCGCUCCCGCCAUGUCUGCCGUGUCUUCCAACGGCAAGCAGCCUGCGGAUGACGGAUUCGGUGCUCUCCAGUCAGGCGGUGCAGAUGACGACGACUUUGACGACUUCCAGUCCGCUGCCCCAGCUGCUGCUCCCGCUCCGGCAGUUGCAGCAGUCCCCAAGCCCAACUACACGCCCAACUACACAUCUAUUGCACCUCCUGUUUCUACCGCCACACCCAACACUCAAUUCGCACAGCCCCAGCCAAGACAGGGCACCAACAAUGCUGCCUUCAGCACUCUCUUCUCCACCACAUCUCCCGUCACUGGCGCAGCAGCAGCACCGCCGCCACAAAACAUUGCAUCACCAAUGUCGGCAACCCAACCACGUGCAGGAGGCUUCCAGGCUGCACAGCCCAACUACUUCACAUCCGUCAGUGCGACCCAAUCACAGCCGGCAUCUACAGUGGCAUCUCCUAGCAUCAAGUCGCCCAUCGGAGGUGCUCCCAAGCCCAAGGCUAGUGGUGAUGCCUUUGCUGCUCUGCUUUCCGGUACCAACAUCAAGAAGGCAGGCACGCCCGGCAACAAGGGACCUACCAUGGCAGAUAUGGCCAAGCAAAAGGCUAGCGCUGGUAUCUGGGGGACAACUAGCCCUGCAGCAGCAUCUGCUCCUCAGAACGGCGGUCAAAAGACUGGAGGAGCCAUGGACGACUUGCUUGGUUAA
Molecule: messenger RNA, 1593 nt
Organism: Aureobasidium namibiae CBS 147.97
Lineage: Eukaryota; Fungi; Ascomycota; Dothideomycetes; Dothideales; Saccotheciaceae
Product: ENTH-domain-containing protein
Exons: 5
Coding region: 1-1593 (530 amino acids)
Biological process (GO): Golgi to endosome transport; endocytosis
Cellular component (GO): endosome; clathrin vesicle coat; plasma membrane
Molecular function (GO): phospholipid binding; clathrin binding
Source: RefSeq, a predicted model, not a curated record